Molecule: messenger RNA, 2876 nt
Organism: Dermacentor silvarum
Lineage: Eukaryota; Metazoa; Arthropoda; Arachnida; Ixodida; Ixodidae
Product: ATP-binding cassette sub-family A member 17-like
Exons: 3
Coding region: 729-2876 (715 amino acids)
Biological process (GO): transmembrane transport; lipid transport
Cellular component (GO): membrane; intracellular membrane-bounded organelle
Molecular function (GO): lipid carrier activity; ABC-type transporter activity
Source: RefSeq, a predicted model, not a curated record
AAUGGUGAAUGAAGAGGUUCUGGGCCUCGACAACGUCAAGAUGUUCGAAAUAUGGAUCGUGAUGCUGGCGUACACUGUUACUGUUGCCAUCAUGAUUUGGUACUUCGGCAACGUGCUCACAUGGGCUCUCGGGGUACCGCUGGAGCCAUGGUUUCCCUUCACAAUUAAGUAUUGGCUACCGGGCGCCCAGGGGAGCGUGGAGGUCUUCGAACCAAAAGAACCGGAUGGUUACUACUUUCAGAAGUACCCGACGAAUGAAGCGUCUGUGACUGUGAGCCAGCUUGAAUACGAGUGCAAGGAGAAGCACAUUCUGCGCGACACAAAUUUAAAAGCUUACCACGGUGAGAUCUUGGGCAUCGUUGCUCCAAAUGGAGCGGGAAAAACAAGCCUGUGCAACUUGCUCACCGGCUACUCGCUUCCGAGCGCGGGCCAAGUCAUGGUCCUCGGUUACGACAUGAUGCUACAGACGGAUUUAGCGAGGCGCCACAUCGCCUACGUCCAGCAGCGCGAUGUGCUCUUUGCCGAUCUGACUGUUUACGAGCACCUUCUGUUUUUCGGCUCCAUGAAAGACGAAGCAUGGGCCGUUCUAGACAAGCAGCUGGCUCAAGUACAAGAAAUGCUCCAGCUAGAACCAAUCAUGAAUAUCCAGUGCAAUAAGCUGGACAUAUCUCAAAAGAAAAUACUGAGUCUUGCCGUUGCACUUAUCACAGUGUCCAAAGGUUUUGAUUAUGGACGAAGUCAUGGUCAAAAUGUACCCCGCGACAAGAAAGAUAGCCUGGAACGCAUUGAUUUCUCUUAAGAGCACAAUGUGCAUCAUCGCUGCUACGGCAAACGUGUACGAAGUCGACACGCGGGCCGAUAGGCUCACCGUGUUUGGCUACGCAGCCCACAAGUGCUACGGCACCACAUCCUUCAUACAGCGGCGCUAUGGCUGGGGAUACACCGUAAAAAUAGUAAAAGGCCCACAGUUCCGCGGCCGUGGCGUCCUGGCUGUCGUUCGUCAGAUAAUACCGGAUGCUCACGUGCUGCAAGACCACAAAGCUUUUGCUGCCAUUGGCCUGGGACAACAUAUUGACUACACACCCGUGGCAACAGUGCUAAAUAGACUCGAGGCUGAGCAGAGACAGUUCGGCAUAAGUUCUUUCACAAUCAGCGUCGUUACGAUGGAAGACAUCUUUUUCCGCAUCGUACUAGAAAUGGACUCUGGUGACUACCAGUACAAGGCGAACAUGGAAAAGGCAAUGGGCAUUGACCUGAAGAAGACUACUGCCGCCGCCGAAGAGCACGUGGAUUACACCAUGGCCAAUCUUACCGUCAAUACAGAAGACCUGGGUGGCAUUGUCGAAGGUGGAGAGAAGUACGAGUCGUCCCUCGAAAUUCAGCAGCAUGUCAAGGCAGUAUAUGACCUUAAGCCUUCAAAGCCCACUUGGGUUCAGCUGUUUAUGGCCAUGAUAAUCAAGCGUCGCCACUACACCUGGCAAACCCUGGCGCUGCCCAUGUUUGGCUUCAUAGUGCCCACGGUGAUUCUCAUGCUGCGCGGUGAGCUCGAGACCAUCGCCGGUCCGCGGGUGUCGGUCGAGUUCUCUGCCGACAACUUCAUCUACGACCUCCGUAGCUUUGAGAAAUCUGAUCAAACUUUUGUCGCAUAUGACAAUGCAUCUAAGGUAGUGGCAGAAAGCGGCUUCGAAGCGUACAUCCGGUCUCAUCAUUUUUCCGUAGAGAAGGUGCCGAACAUUGAAAACUUCCUAGAAGAGGAGAAGACAGCCCGCGCCGGCCAAGUAAAGUACGUCUUUGGAGCUGAAUUUGCCUCCCACAAAACUGAGCCGACGACGCGCAGGGCCGUAGCCUGGUUUAGCGGCGACGCGUUCCACUCACAGUCGUUGUCUCUCAACGCCAUUUCCACUGUGCUGCUGCGCAGAGUGACGAACGACAGCAAAAGUGAAGUACUUGCCGUACUGCGACCGCUGAAAAAGGGCAAGAAAAUAAUAGCUUCUAAACGCCCAAGAAAUGCGAAGCAUGCGGAGACCCUCGAACAGGUAAUAUCUACGAGGCUGACAAAUUUUAUUUUGCUUCCGGCUGGCAUUUCAGUGGCCACGGCCAGCUUCAUUUUCUUCCCAGUGGACGACCGUGUGAGCAACUCGAAGCGCAUGCAGUUCGUGUCGGGUGUGUCGCCAGUGAUUUACUGGCUGGCUAACUAUGUUUGGGACAUGUUCAUGGCAAUGGUGGGGCUGAUGUGUAUGCUGUUCCCUGGCUUCCUCUUCUACCAGCACUUCGGCAAUUACGUCAUCAUUGCCCUCGUCACCUACGCUCUGUACAUGCACAGUAUGCUGCCGUUUGUUUAUUUCUACUCUUUUGCUACUGACUCCAUGAUCUCCGGGUUCAUGGUGUUUCACGCAUUGACAUUCUUUUCAGGCGUCGUAUCCACCAUGGGAUACCAAACGUACAUGAUCGAGAAUGAGCGCGGACAGGAGCUGAUCAGCGAAGAGCACUCGCGAGAUUUCCUUCUCUGGCUGUUCUAUCUGUGCCCUCCGUUCAGUGCCUCGUGGGCGCUCGUGAAAGUGGUGCAGCUGAGCAUUGAAAACACUUACUGCACGUACACGUCUGAUCUGUCAAUCAUCUACGACGUGUGCGCGUUCGUGAGAAAUAGCGCCGAGGAUGCCGCCAUCAUGAUGACCGGCCUUCGCUACUGCUGCGCCACCUUCUACAAGAGCAACCAGACGUCGGUGAAUCCGCUAUCGUGGACAUCGUACCACAGGCACGUAUGCAUUGUGGAUGGCUGGCAGUGCUUAAAGAACGCCGAAAAAGGCGUUGCCAAAUUGCCCCGUACCACUUGGUCGUCCACUGGUCUUUCCACCUAUUGGUGGCUCAAUAUCUAG